This is a messenger RNA of Dicrocoelium dendriticum, 604 nucleotides long. NCBI's taxonomy places the organism in Eukaryota, Metazoa, Platyhelminthes, Trematoda, Plagiorchiida, Dicrocoeliidae. The record is from the annotation of a GenBank genome assembly.
UGUAUUCUAUGAUCGGGGGCCAGUGCAGUCGGUGGCGGACUGUCUCAGCAUUUCGGAGUACAUGCGACAACCUCUGACGGACAGUCGCCCAGUGUAUCUCUUCUGUGUUUCGUCGUGCACUCAGAACGUACCAGAUGAGACUGGGGAUGCGGACAGCCAGACCGAGAAGCAAGAUUCCGAUGGCAUGCAUCAGCAGCCAGCUGAAGAUGCAGACGAAUCCGUAGAGUGCGAUGAUCAAUUACUGGAGUGGUCAGAUCAAGCUACCAACGUGAUAUUACCGGUCGGGGACCCAACGGAGCAGGCAAUGGAGUUAGGAAGGUUUGUCGCGAACUGCCUCGGUGGCGAAGUCAACAGAGAUGAGUUCACCUCAUAUCGGUGGGAGCUGGGAAUUGCAGAAGUACGCCAUGAGAUCAAUUCGAACGUAAUCCCAAUUGGAAAAAUAAAGCUGGGUGGGCAAUUGCAUCGGGCGCUACUGUUCAAAUUCCUCGCAGACCGAAUCGGUUUGCCGACAAAUCUGACUCGCGGAGAGUACGGCCGGUCGUACAAUGAGAUCCUGUUACAAAAUGUGAGUUCAAGUGAAGAUAUUUACUCAGCAUCGCCCUAG